Messenger RNA from Equus quagga, 3414 nucleotides. It is a transcript of the gene PPP4R3A, whose product is annotated as protein phosphatase 4 regulatory subunit 3A. Gene Ontology annotation, cellular component: protein phosphatase 4 complex; nucleoplasm. Gene Ontology annotation, biological process: protein dephosphorylation; DNA damage response. Bases 146 to 2647 code for a protein of 833 amino acids. The record is from RefSeq and is a predicted model, not a curated record. The transcript is spliced from 15 exons. Gene Ontology annotation, molecular function: protein phosphatase activator activity. NCBI's taxonomy places the organism in Eukaryota, Metazoa, Chordata, Mammalia, Perissodactyla, Equidae.
GCGGCCCCGCGGGCAGCGGCGGCAGUGAGGCCGGGGGCUCCCCGCUUGCAGGCGUCCUCCCGUCGCGGCGCUCGGCCGCCCGCUCGCCCCGGACUCCCUUCGCGGGCGACUCGGCGGGGCCUGCGCCCCGGCCCCGGGCGGCACGAUGACCGACACCCGGCGGCGGGUGAAGGUCUACACGCUCAACGAGGACCGGCAGUGGGACGACCGGGGCACCGGGCAUGUGUCGUCCGGCUACGUGGAGCGGCUGAAGGGCAUGUCCCUGCUUGUCAGGGCCGAGAGCGACGGUUCUCUACUGUUAGAGUCCAAAAUAAAUCCUAACACUGCAUACCAGAAACAACAGGACACUUUGAUUGUGUGGUCUGAAGCAGAAAAUUAUGACUUGGCCCUUAGCUUUCAAGAAAAAGCUGGAUGUGAUGAAAUUUGGGAGAAAAUAUGUCAGGUUCAAGGAAAGGACCCUUCAGUGGACAUCACUCAGGACCUUGUAGAUGAAUCGGAAGAGGAGCGUUUUGAUGAUAUGUCAUCGCCAGGGUUAGAAUUGCCAUCUUGUGAAUUAAGUCGCCUUGAGGAAAUUGCAGAACUUGUGGCAUCAUCUUUACCUUCUCCCCUGCGUCGUGAAAAACUUGCACUAGCACUGGAAAAUGAGGGUUAUAUUAAAAAGCUCUUAGAGCUUUUUCAUGUGUGUGAGGAUUUGGAAAAUAUUGAAGGACUGCACCACUUGUAUGAAAUUAUCAAAGGCAUCUUCCUCUUGAAUCGAACUGCUCUUUUCGAAGUUAUGUUCUCUGAGGAAUGUAUAAUGGACGUCAUUGGAUGCUUAGAAUAUGAUCCUGCUUUAUCACAACCACGAAAACACAGGGAAUUUCUAACAAAAACAGCCAAGUUUAAAGAAGUAAUUCCCAUAUCAGAUCCUGAGCUGAAACAAAAAAUUCAUCAGACAUACAGAGUACAGUAUAUACAAGAUAUGGUUCUACCUACCCCUUCAGUCUUUGAAGAAAAUAUGUUAUCAACACUUCACUCUUUUAUCUUUUUCAAUAAAGUAGAAAUUGUUGGUAUGUUACAGGAAGAUGAAAAAUUUCUGACAGAUUUGUUUGCACAACUAACAGAUGAAGCAACGGAUGAAGAAAAAAGACAGGAAUUGGUUAACUUUUUAAAAGAAUUUUGUGCGUUUUCCCAAACGCUACAACCUCAAAACAGAGAUGCUUUUUUCAAGACUUUGUCAAACAUGGGCAUCUUACCAGCUUUAGAAGUCAUCCUUGGCAUGGAUGAUACACAGGUGCGAAGUGCUGCUACUGAUAUAUUCUCAUACUUGGUUGAAUAUAAUCCAUCCAUGGUACGAGAGUUUGUCAUGCAGGAGGCACAACAGAAUGAUGAUGUAAGUAAGAAGUUAACAGAGCAAAAAAUAACCAACAAGGAUAUUUUGCUCAUCAACCUCAUUAUAGAACAUAUGAUUUGUGAUACAGACCCAGAACUUGGAGGAGCAGUCCAACUUAUGGGCCUGCUUCGAACUUUAGUUGACCCAGAGAACAUGUUAGCUACUGCCAAUAAAACAGAAAAGACUGAAUUUCUGGGUUUCUUCUAUAAGCACUGUAUGCAUGUCCUCACUGCUCCCUUAUUGGCAAAUACAACAGAAGACAAACCUAGCAAAGAUGAUUUUCAGACUGCCCAGUUGUUGGCACUUGUAUUGGAAUUGUUAACAUUUUGUGUGGAGCACCAUACCUACCACAUAAAGAACUACAUCAUUAAUAAGGACAUCCUCCGGAGAGUGCUAGUUCUUAUGGCCUCAAAGCAUGCUUUCUUGGCAUUAUGUGCUCUUCGUUUUAAGAGAAAGAUUAUUGGAUUAAAAGAUGAGUUUUACAACCGCUACAUAAUGAAAAGUUUUUUGUUUGAACCAGUAGUCAAAGCAUUUCUCAACAAUGGAUCCCGCUACAAUCUGAUGAACUCUGCCAUAAUAGAGAUGUUUGAGUUUAUUAGAGUGGAAGAUAUAAAAUCAUUAACUGCUCAUGUAAUUGAAAAUUACUGGAAAGCACUGGAAGAUGUAGAUUAUGUACAGACAUUUAAAGGACUGAAACUGAGAUUUGAACAACAGAGAGAGAGGCAAGAUAAUCCCAAACUUGACAGUAUGCGUUCCAUUUUGAGGAAUCAUAGAUAUCGAAGAGAUGCCAGAACACUAGAAGAUGAAGAGGAGAUGUGGUUUAACACAGAUGAAGAUGACAUGGAAGAUGGAGAAGCUGUGGUGUCUCCAUCUGACAAAACUAAAAACGACGACGAUAUUAUGGAUCCAAUAAGUAAAUUCAUGGAAAGGAAGAAAUUAAAAGAAAGUGAGGAAAAGGAGGUGCUUCUGAAAACGAAUCUUUCUGGUCGGCAGAGCCCAAGUUUCAAGCUUUCCCUCUCUAGUGGAACAAAGACUACCCUCACCAGCCAGUCACCUGCAGCAAAUCUGCCUGGGUCUCCAGGAUCCCCUGGAUCCCCAGGGUCUCCAGGCUCUCCUGGAUCCGUCCCUAAAAAUACAUCUCAGACGGCAGCUAUUACUACCAAGGGAGGCCUCGUGGGUCUGGUAGAUUAUCCCGAUGAUGAUGAAGAUGACGAUGAGGAUGAAGACAAGGAAGACACGCUACCACUGUCAAAGAAAGCAAAGUUUGAGUCCUAAUGAUGGCAACUGCCUCCGAGUGAUCAGUACCUGUUGAAAACUGGUUCUCUACCCCUCCCCACUACAAAAUCCACAACAAAGCAGUGGUCUCUCGUGAAUGACUGACACAGCUCAGCCUCACACACUUGACUUCUGCUCAUCAAGUGCCAAUUCAAUGGAGCAGGAGGAGGGGAUAUUAUACAUUUAGGGGAAAGACUUAAGCCUUUGAGCUCUCCAGCCUGGACCACACAUUGCCCUUUUCUCAGGGAAGGAAAUGGAAACAAAAAGCCAACAGGGCAGGGGUUUUGUAAGUGGAACCUGGAUUGACUGGUCAGUUGCUACAAUCAGAAUAUGCUUUCUCGGACCAUGUUUGAGACUCAGAAGAAUAGGCUUUUUUUGCCAUAAUUCUUCACUAGUUAAGGAUGCCAGCAGUUUCUUUGUAUAAAGAGACCUGCCUUUAAAACCGUACAUUCUAAACAUUUUAGUCAAGCUACAACAGGUUUGGAAAACCUCUGUGGGGGAGGGGCGAAUAUAAAGUUUCCUCUUUUUUAUCUGUUCCCUUUGCCCUUCAAACUGCAGGUUUUUGUUUUUGUUUUGUUGUUUUUUUUUUUAAAGUGGGGAUUUGUCCCUACUUGAUUAAAGAUUGAGUGGAAUUCUAGAUGUGGUCAUUUGUGUCAUAAUUUUUUUUUGUUUCAUUUUGUUUUUGAUUUUUUUUCUCCCUUGAGUGUAUGCUUAGUUGUUGCGUAUAUAUAUUUGGGACCAUUAAAACUUUUUUGGAUGUAAUAUAA